Molecule: messenger RNA, 2362 nt
Organism: Aphanomyces invadans
Lineage: Eukaryota; Oomycota; Saprolegniomycetes; Saprolegniales; Verrucalvaceae
Exons: 5
Coding region: 61-2229 (722 amino acids)
Biological process (GO): cytoskeleton-dependent intracellular transport; cytoplasmic microtubule organization
Cellular component (GO): centrosome; cytoplasm
Molecular function (GO): dynein light intermediate chain binding; microtubule binding
Source: RefSeq, a predicted model, not a curated record
GCGCAGGCGCCGCUGCCGUCCCAGUCAGCAAGAAAGUAGGAAGAUCCCGCAGAGCAAAGCAUGGACAACGACGCUUUUCACAUGGACAGCGAGAAGCGUCAAUCUCUCCUGGAGUGGCUGCAGACAUUUACCGUCGACGAGCCCGUUGGGACAGGUUCACCAUCGACGAUCACAUGGCAAGCGAUCGCUGAUGGUGUGUUUCUUGCUCGCGUUCUCCACCACAUCGAGCCCGAGUACCUGAACCUGUCAGGAAUCAAAGACGAAGCAUCGAAUUGGAUCCUGAAACUCGCCAACUUAAAUGCAAUUGCCCGGAGCAUUGAGAACUUUUACCACGACGAAAUUGCCGUGCGAUGCGAAGUAUCGACGCAUGUCGACCUCAACCGCAUUGCCCGUGCCGAGGUUGUGGACACCAAUGUGGAGGUCGAAUUGGGCAAACUCGCCGCCUUGAUUCUGUACUGUGCGGUGAACUGUGCAGAACGUCAGACAUUCGUGGUUCGUAUCAUGGCAUUGGAGCAACAUGUCCAGCAAAGCGUCAUGGCGAUGCUGGAACAGCUGACAACAAUGUUUCCACCUGUGUCCCCGCUGCAUGGCCAUAGCUCGCCGACGUUCCGCAGGUCGUCCAUCGGCACGUUAGAGACCCCUAUCCGUGGGUUCAGUGGAGAAGAAACCAGCGACGUCAAGGAUCUCAAGGAGCGUUUGAGUGCGAUGGAGAAGAAGUGGCAGGACGCAGAGCAAGACAAGCGCUUGAUUACGGAAGAAUUCGACAAGAUCUCGAUCGAAGUGCGGAACGCCCGUCGGCGCGUCGCAGAACUUGAGGAAGACAACAACCGGUUGAAUGGCGAGCGGCAACAAGCCGUCGCGCGCGACAACAAGAAGCUGGAGGAACUCGUGAAUGCUGAGAAGCAUGUGUUAACUUUGGAGCUCCAGGCCAAGACGGACGAACUCCUCCAGGUCAAGAAGGAGUCGGGCGAGAGGUUGAUGGUCCUUGAACAUGAAGUCCGCCGGCAAGCGGACGAGUUGGACAUUUCGAGGUCGAAGCUCGUGGCACUGGCCAAGCUCGAGUCGACCGUGACCAAGUACAAGCAAAAGCUGGACGAGAUGAACACGGUCAAGGAGCACGUGAAGGAAGUGGAGGCCCAGAACGCGUCGUACUUGGAGAAGAUGCUCGAUUUGGAAAGCACGGUCAAAACCAUGGCGAGUUUGAAGGCUUCGAUUGAAAAAUACAAAAACCAAGUGGUCGAGCUGGAAACGACCAACGUUGAAGUCACGUCGACUCUCCAAGUGAAGGAACAAAAAUGUCGCCAGCUCCAAGACGAACUCGAGAGUGCCCAACACGCUAUGGCCUUUCUCGAGCAGCAAUUGGAGGAAUUGCGAACCCACGUGCCGACGGAUGGCCGUGCAACGGAGGAAGACCAGUACACGAGUGCAGCUGAUUUGCUUGGGGGCGGCGUCAACAUGCGCGAGCAAGUUGCCCGUUUGCAGCACGAGAAUCGGCAACUCCAGCAGCUUGUCGACAAUUUGUCCGCCGCUGGGACGUCGCAUGCGGCUGUCGCAACGCCGUCCACGGUGGGUUCGGGCGACAUCCUCACGCUACAAAAUGAACGCGACGAUGCUCUUCGCAUGAAGCAAGUGUGGCAGGACAAGGCUCUCGAGACGAAGCGGCAGUACGAUGCUCUGGUGGACGCCACCAAGGGUAUGCAAGCGGCAGUGGCUGCGGGAUCUGGUGUGUCAUCUGCACAGCUAGCGCAGCUGGAAGCCACCAACACGCGGCUGGCAACGCAGUUGCAGGCGCAUGAAGAGCAAGCCCGCAAGAUGGCGAGCAACAUUGAAGAAUCGGACUCCCUUCGCGCGACGAUCGCAGAACUGACCAACAGGCUGAAGGACAAGGAAUCGGUCAUCAACAAUCUAUCCCAAGACAAAGAAAAGCUCGAGACGUACACGAAGAAGACUCUGCAUGCAGUCCAAAGCAAGUAUAUGCUCGCCGUCAGUGUCCAUCGCAACCAGAUCUCGGAGCGUCAAGCCAAGGUCGAAAUGCUCGAAAACAAACUCAAAGAGCUCAAAGCCGGGCAAAAACGGGAGCAAGCCCUCCUCAUGUCGUCGUUUUACGAGAUUGGUGGGGAAAUGCAAAGAAGAACGAUGAUGCCUCAAACGCCGGCGGGGGCAGCUGGUGUCCCGCCCAUGACGGCUUGGCUGCCGUCCAAGCGGAUGGAUCGAGGUACCAAGCGCUAAAGAAGAAUCGGAAGCGCUAGGGGUAAAUGUUUUACGUCAGACCGGCUCGAAACUCUUGUCCGUCGGCAGAAAGUGACUGUCUCCAUAAAAGAUGCAUUCAACUCAUACAAUGUCUUGCGGUCGGUGUAUCGAG